Ostrea edulis (European flat oyster) is the source of this 2100-nucleotide messenger RNA. Its product is annotated as mucin-17-like. Gene Ontology annotation, molecular function: carbohydrate binding. Gene Ontology annotation, biological process: biological process involved in interspecies interaction between organisms. Lineage: Eukaryota; Metazoa; Mollusca; Bivalvia; Ostreida; Ostreidae. Gene Ontology annotation, cellular component: external side of plasma membrane. The transcript is spliced from 4 exons. The record is from RefSeq and is a predicted model, not a curated record. Bases 357 to 1685 code for a protein of 442 amino acids.
GUGCUACGCCCUAAUGGAUGAUUAUAUAUAUCGGAUAUUUGACCGGAAAAGUAAACCCUUAGACAGCACUUAAUGACUGCGAUGAGAUGGUGAAGAUUUUAUACAUCUCAAUAUAACAUUCAGGAUUCCUCCAAAACGAGACAAUUAAUCUGUGAUUCUUUUGAAAAAUUAUUCGAUUUUUUAAAAAUGUUAGUCAAUUCUUAGUUCUUCUUCAUCCCCCCACUGUGCGUUAUGUAAAAUGUAAAUUCCGAGCGCCGAUGAAUGAGUCAGUUAUAUAUAUGAAAUAUCAUAUUCUCUUCCUCGUAUCAUAAGUUGUUCAACAAGCACUCGAGUACGGCACUGGAUACCUUAUCGCCAUGGAAAAGUUUAUCAGUAUUCUAAAUGUCGGAAUGAUACUCGGAACUUUGAGUGUUGCAAACUCCAGUAAUAUUAACAAUGUAUUUUAUCGACUUGUUGAUAAAGAUAGGUAUCCUCCCGACGAAAUACUGACUGUUUUUGAAAAUGUGAGGAGUUCAACAGAAUGCGGAGUAUUUCAUCAACAGGCGCCAUCUUUUUUCUACAAUGCCGUUUCCAAGAAAUGCGUCUCCACCGGAAAAACAGGCUCCCUGCCGCUACUGACCGUGUCCGGAUUUGACCACUAUGAAGUAUCAUACACAGAUUCAAACAACCCGCAACCAACAAUUUUACCACCCAUAUCGUCAUCAGAAUCGACUGUACUUGUGACAUCUGAAAUACCAUUGCCCUCAGAAUCGACUGUACUCACGACAUCAGAAACAUCAUCGCCCUCAGAAUCGACUGUACUCACGACAUCAGAAACAUCAUCGCCCUCAGAAUCUACUGUACUUGUGACAUCAGAAACAUCAUCGCCCUCAGAAUCAACUGUUCUCAUGACAUCAGAAAUAUCAUCGCCCUCAGAAUCGACUGUACUCAUAACAUCUGAAACACCAUCGCCCUCAGAAUCGACUGUACUCAUAACAUCAGAAAUAUCAUCGCCCUCAGAAUCGACUGUACUCAUAACAUCGGAAGCAUCAUCGCCCUCUGAAUCGACUGUACUCAUAACAUCAGAAAUAUCAUCGCUCUCAGAAUCGACUGUACUCAUGACAUCAGAAAUACCAUCGCCCUCAGAAUCGACUGUACUCAUGACAUCAGAAAUAUCAUCGCCCUCAAAAUCGACUGUACCCAUGACAUCAGAAACAUCGACAAAAAUGCAAACUGAGGUAUCAACCUACUCAGAUAUAAAUACAACAACUGGAGAUGUAGUGAUAUCUGAUCCCACUACAACCACCGGAUCUGAUGCUGGAACAACGGUUACUGGCGCCAAAUUCGAGACCUGUAAUUAUUCUAAUCUGGGACAUUCUAAUAGUUGGUUCGAUGCACAGACUAAUUGUAAGUCCACUGGAGGAUUCCUUCUAGAACUACAAUCCACGCAGGAGGCUGACUUCGUUCUGACAAACAUUAUCAGUUCGCGCCCUGUGUGGUUAGGAGGUGUUCGAAACGGAAGUCAGUUCAUGUGGGUGAAUUCAGGUCCUUUGACCUACUUCGACUGGUCAGAAGGAUUUCCCAGUAACACCACGGGAGACGACUGUCUGGUAUGGACAUCAUGGGGCUGGAAUGACCAUCCAUGCGAUAAACAACACAAAGAAGUUAUCUGCGAGUUUAUCACAUGUCCUUCACCUUCUCCGUGAUGUCUUAAUGCUCUGCGCACAUGGACAUUGUGUAUAGUGUUUGCGACUAUUGAAGUGUCCUAGAAUUGAUUCUUGAAAUAUACACACAUUCACCACACAUAGCACUAGAUUCCAACAACAUUCAUCACCUUUAAAUGUGGAUAAAAUGUCGAAUACAGAAAUAUAUAUAUAUAUAUAUAUAUAUAUAUAUAUAUAUAUAUAUAUAAAGUUCUAAACUGAUCACCGACACGAACCGCGACUGACUAAUUAUGAAACGAAGAUUUUAAAAUACACGUACAGGGUAUUCAGUGAAACAGGAAUAUAUACUACAUGUAGGAGAUCUAGGAAAUAUGCUAAUGGUGAAUUUUUCUGUGCUUUAUUUUAAAAUACUUCUUCACUAAGGGCAGUUAUGUUCAUUAAAGAGUUCAUUGCAAUC